This is a messenger RNA of Cygnus atratus (black swan), 2163 nucleotides long. RefSeq names its product syntrophin beta 2 (gene SNTB2). The transcript is spliced from 7 exons. Bases 4 to 1482 code for a protein of 492 amino acids. The record is from RefSeq and is a predicted model, not a curated record. Lineage: Eukaryota; Metazoa; Chordata; Aves; Anseriformes; Anatidae. Gene Ontology annotation, molecular function: structural molecule activity; protein binding. Gene Ontology annotation, cellular component: dystrophin-associated glycoprotein complex; synapse; intracellular anatomical structure.
GGCAUGGCCGUGUGGACGCGCGCCGCCAAGGCGGGGCUGCUGGAGCUGCUGCUGCGGGAGCGCUGGGUGCGGGUGGCGGCCGAGCUGAGCGGCGAGGCGCUGAGCCUCACGGCCGAGCCCGGCGAGCCGGCGGCCGAGCAGCUCAACGGCGUGCCCAACGGCGGCGGAGCGGCGGAACCGGCCGGGAGCGGCGCAACCGGCGGCGGCGGCGUGCGGCGGGUGCGGGUGGUGAAGGCGGAGGCGGGCGGGCUCGGCAUCAGCAUCAAGGGCGGCCGCGAGAACCGCAUGCCCGUGCUCAUCUCCCGCAUCUUCCCGGGGCUGGCGGCGGAGCGCAGCGGGGAGCUGCGCCUGGGCGACGCCAUCCUCGCCGUUAACGGCGUCGACCUCCGCGACGCCACCCACGACCAGGCCGUGCAGGCGCUGAAGCGAGCCGGGAGGGAAGUCGUCCUGGAAGUGAAGUUCAUGCGGGAGGUGACGCCCUACAUUAAGAAGCCGUCGCUGGUGUCGGACCUGCCCUGGGAGGGGGCCGCCCCGCAGUCGCCCAGCCUGAGCGGCAGCGAGGACUCGGGCUCGCCCAAGCACCACGGCGCCCGGGACCGCAAGGUCAUCCCGCUCAAGAUGUGCUUCGCCGCCAGGAACCUCAGCAUGCCCGACCUGGAGAACCGGCUGAUCGAGCUGCACUCGCCGGACAGCAGGAACACGCUGAUCCUGCGCUGCAAGGACACGGCCACGGCGCACUCCUGGUUCACGGCGCUGCACGCCAACAUCACCGCCCUGCUGCCGCAGGUGCUGGCCGAGCUCAACGCCACGCUGGGCGGCGGCGCGGGUGGCCGCGAGGUGAAGCACAUCGCCUGGCUGGCCGAGCAGGCGCGCCUGGACGGCGGGCGGCAGCAGUGGCGGCCGGUCCUGAUGGCGGUGACAGAGAAGGACCUGCUGCUCUACGACGCCAUGCCCUGGACGCGCGACGCCUGGGCCUCGCCGUGCCACAGCUACCCGCUGGUGGCCACCAGGCUGGUGCACUCGGGCUCGGGCCGCCGCUCGCCCUCGCUGGGCUCCGACCUCACCUUCGCCACCCGGACGGGCUCGCGGCAGGGCAUCGAGAUGCACGUCUUCCGCGUGGAGACGCACCGGGACCUCUCCUGCUGGACGCGGGUGCUGGUGCAGGGCUGCCACGCCGCGGCCGAGCUCAUCAAGGAGGUGUCCGUGGGCUGCACGCUGGGCGGGCAGGAGGUGAAGCUCUGCAUCCACUACGAGGGCGGCUUCACCGUCUGCCGCGAGGAGGGGGGCGGCAGCGUCCUCUUCCGCUACCCCUACGAGAAGCUGAAGAUGUCGGCGGACGACGGCAUCAGGACCCUCUACCUGGACUUCGGGGGCCCCGAGGGGGAGCUGGCGCUGGACCUGCACUCCUGCCCCAAGCCCAUCGUCUUCAUCUUGCACACCUUCCUCUCGGCCAAAGUCACCCGCAUGGGGCUGCUGGUGUAGGCGACGGCCCCGGAGCCCCCGACCCCAACCCCGCAGCACGAAGCAGCCGGAGGAAGCACAGAGCCCCCGCCUCCCCUCCCGCCGCACCAGUGCCUUGGGGCCGGGACUGCCCCCUGCCGCGGCAUGGGGGGGCUCCAGCAGCACCCCCCGGUCCCGAAGCCAUCUCCCAUCUCACCGCCUGUGCCUUGGAGCGGGGCCGCUGCUCCCCGCGCCCCACGGGACUGGGCUGGGCGCUGCGUGCGGCUGCUCGCCCCCCUCAGGGGUCUUGUCUUAAAAAUUUGGGCACUCAGGGGAACACCGGGACCCAGUCCCACGGUGCUGGUGCGGGCGGGGGGCUCGGGCCCCCUCCGUGCUGCUCCCAAACUCUAAGAGCCAGAAACAAACGCCGUCUCCUUCCUGGGGACGGGGUCGCCCCGGGCUGGGGGCUGCGGGGCCCCUGGGGAGGGGGGGGGGGGGCGCAGAUUUAUGCACUUUUGCUUUUUGUACUUUACCUCUGACCCUCGCGUGGGGACAGGCGCUGGGGGCUGGGGGUGUCCCCGUCACGCCCCCGGCCAACCUCCUCCGCAACCGUUUCUGCUUCCCGCGGGGCUCCGCAGGCCCUGGGGUGCGCCGCAGGCAGAGCCCCCUCCCCACGGCCCCGGGCCGCGCAGCCCCUUCUAUUUUUGUACUCUUUGUAAAUCG